GCGCGGUGAUGGCGGCGGGGUCUGUGGCAGCUGUGGCGGCGGCGCUGAGCGGGGCGGGCGCGCUGCGCUUCGGGCAUUUCGUGCUCAAGAGCGGCCGCGAUUCCCCCGUGUACAUCGACCUGCGCAGCCUCGUGUCCCAUCCGCGCCUCCUCCGGCAGGUUGCAGGACUGCUCUUCAAAGCAGCCCAGGAUGCAGGUCUGGAGUACGACUGUGUGUGCGGCGUUCCGUACACGGCCCUGCCGCUGGCCACCAUCAUCUGCUCGGAAAAUGAGGUUCCAAUGCUCAUACGGAGGAAGGAAGCAAAAGAYUACGGUAAAGCCUUCAAGAAUUUGCAACUUACCUUGUUUGGGAAAUGGCUUUAAACAUUUGUGUUUCUUUUGUAAUGUACAGCAUCUCCGUUCCAGUUUAAGGUUACCAUUUGCAAUUUAAGAGGCAGGUCCUUUCCCCGCUAAAGCAAACCUCCUACAGCA
Molecule: messenger RNA, 470 nt
Organism: Malurus melanocephalus (red-backed fairy wren)
Lineage: Eukaryota; Metazoa; Chordata; Aves; Passeriformes; Maluridae
Product: uridine 5'-monophosphate synthase-like
Exons: 2
Coding region: 9-362 (117 amino acids)
Biological process (GO): UMP biosynthetic process; pyrimidine nucleobase biosynthetic process
Molecular function (GO): orotate phosphoribosyltransferase activity; orotidine-5'-phosphate decarboxylase activity
Source: RefSeq, a predicted model, not a curated record